CUGUGUCUCUGUUUUCCUAAGUAUGUUUCUGUCACACACUUGCCUUGACAUGGGGCUAUUGACAGACAUCACCAGGCUGUGGAGUGCCUCCACAUAACUCUGUUAGGAGGAUAAAUGAAUGGAUUUAGCAUUGAUUUCAUCUCCCUACAGUCGUUGCAGUUUCCCUGAGAGUCAGGGCCUAGCAGGGUAUAUGGUUCCUAGAAGGAGCCUAAGCAAGAGCUGAUGACUCAGUGAGUGAAGGAGGGCCGCUUGAUUUUCUCUGAGACCAGCCCACCCGUCCAGCAAAAUAGAGUCCCUCAGGGUGACGGUUGAUUUUCUAAAGGUGCCCCUUGGCCUGAAGAAGUCGGUGCUAAAGGAGGUGGCAGUGGGGCCCCCCAAAAGGCCCCAGCCUGUGGCCCUGGAGCGCUACAAGGCGCGGCGUUCAGACGCCAUGGACACCGAGUCCCAGUACUCAGGCUAUUCCUACAAGUCGGGCCACUCCCGCAGCUCCCGCAAGCACAGGGACCGUCGGGACCGACACCGCUCUAAGAGCCGAGACGGGAGCCGUGGGGACAAGUCGGUGACGAUCCAGGCUCCAGGGGAGCCCCUGCUGGACAAUGAGUCCACGAGAGGGGAUGAGCGGGACGACAACUGGGGGGAGACGACCACAGUAGUAACGGGCACCUCGGAGCACAGCAUCUCUCAUGAUGACCUCACGCGCAUCGCCAAGGACAUGGAGGACAGCGUCCCGCUGGACUGUUCCCGGCACCUGGGCGUGGCGGCGGGGGCCACGCUGGCUCUGCUCUCUUUCCUCACGCCGCUGGCUUUCCUGCUGCUGCCCCCACUGCUGUGGCGGGAGGAGCUGGAGCCGUGCGGGACAGCCUGCGAGGGCCUCUUCAUCUCCGUGGCCUUCAAGCUGCUCAUCCUGCUGCUGGGCAGCUGGGCCCUGUUCUUCCGCCGGCCCAAGGCCUCUCUGCCCCGCGUCUUCGUGCUGCGUGCCCUGCUCAUGGUGCUCGUCUUCCUGCUCGUCGUCUCCUAUUGGCUCUUCUACGGCGUGCGCAUCCUGGACGCCCGCGAGCGCAGCUACCAGGGCGUGGUGCAGUUUGCCGUGUCACUGGUAGAUGCCCUGCUCUUCGUGCACUACCUGGCUGUGGUCCUGCUGGAGCUGCGCCAGCUCCAGCCUCAGUUCACACUCAAGGUCGUGCGCUCCACCGACGGGGCCAGCCGCUUCUACAACGUGGGCCAUCUCAGCAUCCAGCGCGUGGCAGUGUGGAUCCUGGAGAAGUAUUACCAUGACUUCCCUGUCUACAACCCUGCCCUCCUCAACCUGCCCAAGUCCGUCCUGGCCAAGAAAGUGUCUGGCUUCAAGGUGUAUUCCCUCGGAGAGGAAAACAGCACCAACAACUCCACGGGCCAGUCCCGGGCUGUGAUUGCAGCAGCGGCCCGGCGGCGGGACAACAGCCACAACGAAUACUACUACGAGGAGGCCGAGCAUGAGCGGAGGGUGCGCAAGAGGAGGGCCAGGCUUGUGGUGGCCGUGGAGGAGGCCUUCACUCACAUUAAGCGGCUGCAGGAAGAGGAGCAGAAAAACCCCAGGGAGGUGAUGGAUCCACGGGAGGCGGCCCAGGCCAUCUUCGCAUCCAUGGCCCGUGCCAUGCAGAAGUACCUUCGCACCACCAAGCAGCAGCCUUACCACACCAUGGAGAGCAUCCUGCAGCACCUUGAGUUCUGCAUCACUCACGACAUGACACCCAAGGCCUUCCUGGAGCGGUACCUGGUGGCUGGACCCACCAUCCAGUACCACAAGGAACGCUGGCUGGCCAAGCAGUGGACACUGGUGAGCGAGGAGCCGGUGACCAACGGGCUCAAGGAUGGCAUUGUUUUCCUCUUGAAACGCCAGGACUUCAGCCUGGUGGUCAGCACCAAGAAGGUCCCAUUCUUCAAACUCUCCGAGGAAUUUGUGGACCCCAAGUCGCACAAGUUUGUCAUGAGGCUGCAGUCUGAGACCUCAGUGUGACUGUGCAACAGCAGGGGGAGUGGGAGAUGCGGGGGGCUCCUGAGGGUGGUGGGGGUGUGGCCCUCAGGCCCUGCCACAUUCCUGCCACCUUCUUCCUCUUGCUCUAGUUUUUUUUUCUACUUGAAUUAACCACCCCCCCACCUGUCUCCUCCCCUCUUCCUUAUUUACCCCCUGUGAACCUGGAGAGGGCAUCCUGCUGUCAACAGUAUCUGGGAAAUUCCCUCUCCUUCCCCCCGCCCACUUUUGUAUCCUUCCAGGCCCUGCAGGAACCAGUGCCUCUCUCCCUCUCCUUUCCCCCGGUGACAGUCUCUUCUGAAAGGGCACAGGGCCCACCUGAGCCCCACUCUCGAACCCAGGUUCUUAUAAGCAGCUCUAUCCAGUGGCCCCCAGAAGGGUUUCUCUGGGGGGCGCCGAUCUGACUCCAGAGAGCCACGGUGCCAAACUCCUGGGCAGCUCUACCUGCGGCCUCCUGGCGGCAGGUGGAUCUGCUCCCCCUGCUCGCUCACCCCAAGCCGGAGUUCUUGGGCAAGGAUCCUCCUGCAUCCUCCCACACAGCCCCAGAGUCCGGGGCCUCCCUGCCAGGGUUAUUUGCUUCCAGCUGUUUGAGCUUCUCUCCCCCAUCCACACAUAUUCAGAGCAAGGGAAGAUCCCAUCCUUUACCCUGAAAUCUCUACCUUCCAUUUCUGAUUUGUGUGGUCAUGGGUGAUCACAGGCAAAGUGAGAUGGAAACCCUCUGUGACCACUUUUCCUGGGCCCUGGGGGACAGUACCUUUCUUCCAAGGGGUCUUUCCUGUGCAGCCGCUGGGGGAAGGUCGGGAGAGAGCCCCAUGAACAUUGCUGGCCCCUACCCUCUGAACUUCCUUCACCUCUGUUCCCACCAUGGUGGGACGGGUCUCCCCCUUCCCAGUGAAGGAUGCCACGUAGACUCCUAUAUAGAAUUAGUGGCUUGCAGACCCUGACCCACCCUGGUGGUCUCAGCCAAAUGUUUUUCUUUCCUUCACCAGCCACCCCCAGUCUUGCUGUCUCUUCUCUCAGCUCCAGAGACCUGUUGCCUCAUCUCUUUUUCGAGGGGGGAGCCAGCAGCUCCUCCUUAUCCCCUGCCUUAAGUCCACUUCUUUGCCUCAGGGGUCUCUUUUCCUUGGCCGGCCAGGGUCCCCCCUGUUCCCUCACUGCCUGGUUUUCUGGGCUCUGGUCUCCCUCUGUAUUGGGGUGAGGAACCAAGAUUGCUGCCUUUGAUGGGUACUUAGCCCCUCACCCCAUUUACCUUCCAUAGUCUUUGCACCCAAUCUGAAUUCUUGAGCAAAAUUUGCUAGCCUUCUAAUACUUACUUUCACUGUAAAUCUGAGCCUUUAAAUCAGAUACCCUUAAAUUAUGUAGUUUUAGCCAAGGGGAAUAGAACUAAGAAGUACUCACAUACCUCCAGCCAGCACCCAUGUUGGGGAGCAUUCUGGUGGCUGGGCUGGAGCAGUCCCCUGGGCCAGUCCUCAGAAUAACUCACAAUGCCCCUUUAUAAGCUCUCUUUCCCCUGGAAAACCCAUUGGUUCUUGCCUUGCAGAGUGCACCCUGGGAUAAGAUCACAGUUGAUCUCUUACCAGGGAGUCUUCUUCUCUGUGUAGUGGCAGCCCUGGGCAUGUUGGAGCCUGGGGAUUGUUUCUCCUGCUGUCCUUUCUGAAAAAGCACAUCUUUCCACACACCACUUACUAGAGAAGGGUUCUUCGGCCAGUGCUUACCUUGUCUGCACUUGGGUGGGUUAUGGGGCUGACCUAGGCAGGGCCUGGAGGUCAGCCUUGGGCCGGGGAUGUGGGUUUGGGGAUAA
Molecule: messenger RNA, 3812 nt
Organism: Kogia breviceps (pygmy sperm whale)
Lineage: Eukaryota; Metazoa; Chordata; Mammalia; Artiodactyla; Physeteridae
Source: RefSeq, a predicted model, not a curated record